Molecule: messenger RNA, 1272 nt
Organism: Lachancea mirantina
Lineage: Eukaryota; Fungi; Ascomycota; Saccharomycetes; Saccharomycetales; Saccharomycetaceae
Source: the annotation of a GenBank genome assembly
AUGACCACGAACGCUAGAGAAAUCACUUAUGCCUUUUUAAAUACCUACUACCAGCGCAUGAAUGCGGAUCCUCUCAAAAUUCAUCAUUUAUACUCUGCAACAGCGGAACUGACACAUAUUAAUUAUCAAUGCGAGUUUGAUGACAAUCUAGAGGUGAUGCCUACGAUAAAAAUCACUGGUAAGGAAAAUAUAAGCAAGUUUUACGCACGUUACGCGAAGAAAGUGAAGACUCUGCGUGUCAAAAUCGACUCGUGCGAUUUCCAGUUUACUGGCGCUAAUAAUACGAGCAUCCUCAUUUUAACCUUAGGUGAAAUGUUUUGGCUUGGUACACCAAGUUACAAGUUUUGCCAAACUUUUGUUUUAGUACCAACAGCAACCAACCCCAAAAUAUUCGAUGUCUGCAACGAUAUGAUUUACUUCCCUCCCGAUCGUGCGGAGGAAUCUCAGUUCAGCAACGUUGAGCAAAUGAAAGAUACCGAAAACCUGCCAGAAGAGGAGGCCAUGGAAACCGAAUCCUCCGGCCAAGCCGCUGGUAACGAAGUUAAUGACUCCAAGGUUCCCGAGGAAUCGUCUUCCGCCCUCGCCAACGGCACGUAUCACAAGGAGGCUCCUGCUAGUAAGCUUCCCGAAACCUUAGAACCACCGGCUUCUGAGGAAACUCCACAUGAAACAGUACAGAACGCUGAAAUGGAAGACGACGAAGAUGUUUCAAAUACGAUGACUCAUGAGUCCGCCUCUCACGCGGUCGAAAUAGCUACUGAGGAGAAACCCAAGAAAAUGAAUUGGGCAUCUAAAAUUGCUAACUCUGAGUCUAAAGUAGUACCAAACGUCGCAACCAAUUACAUCCGAGCCGAACCAGAAUCUCCGCAAGUUGGUAAAAAGGUUAACGAAAGAAAGUCAACGUCACCGGGCGGUCAACCUCGCGAUUCAAAGAUCUUCAAGAAAAAAGUAUUUUAUUACGUCAACAAAGACGGAUUUUAUCCUGUAUAUGUCCGUGGGACAGGAGGCGUCACGGACGAGCAACUAGUGAAAGCGCUGGAAAAAGAAUUCGGUAUUGUGAGGAAGAUUUCUUCCCAGGAAACGUUCGCAGUUGUUGAUUUCGAGGAUCAGCAAUGUCAAACAGAUGCCAUAGAGAGAGGCGUUUUAAGAAUUAAUAACGUCGACGUUCACAUGGAACCAAAAACGGUGAGGAAACCCACUAACACGUUUGCAUCCUCCUCACCUUCUGGGCAACGGUUUAACAAAAAGCAUUUGAACAGAAAAAAGAAUUAA